Molecule: messenger RNA, 566 nt
Organism: Cylas formicarius (sweet potato weevil)
Lineage: Eukaryota; Metazoa; Arthropoda; Insecta; Coleoptera; Brentidae
Exons: 3
Coding region: 88-435 (115 amino acids)
Source: RefSeq, a predicted model, not a curated record
CUGCGUAUAAAAGAAUUUUAUUUAAAUUAACGACGCUAGUUGUGAUCUUUUCAAAUAGGCGCGAUUAAUAAAUUACACCCGCGCGAGAUGAAACGCGAAGUGAUCCUUUACGGGGUCCUUUUGAUUGCGGCCCUCUUACAAAUCGCUCUCGCGGCUCCCAAACCCACCAAUGUAGAGUUGUUGGAAAGGGGUAUCGCAGAAUAUCUGAAGCAGGACAAAGAACUCAUAAAAGAAUUGGGGCAAAUCGGGCUCGUUGGUCCGUAUCGUCAGGGUACAGUUUUCGAACGACUGAAGAGGCAGGCGGAAUUCGACAUCAACGAGCAGGAUUUUGAGGAGGGCGAUCAACAGAAACCUGGGUUUUUCGACAGGGCUGCCAAAUUCGUGGUCGAUCUGCUCCAGAGAUUUCUCAAGUGGAUUAAUACGGAUGGCAAUUAAGAACAGCAUCAAGGCCGCUAUCGCCGGCGCCGCAGCCUAUGUCUUCGGCUCGUAACAAUGUUUAGUGCAAAUUCUAAACGUUGCGGUGUUAUUUGUAUGUUAUAGAAAAUAUAUUGAAUUUAUCAAAACGA